GCAGGCGCUGGGGCGGAGCCCCAGGUUGGGGAGGAGCGGGUUUUUCCCGUCUCCCAUGAGGUGAUUCACGGAGAGACCUCAGACUUCAUGGCCCUCUUGCUCUGCCCCUGAGUAGGUAUCUCGGGCAGGGCUGCCGGCCCCAAGGGGUGCCUUGGGAACGAUUCUGCCGCAUGUGAUGAAAGUGUCAGCUCUCAGGGAAGGCACACCCAUGGCUUCCCCACCGCCCCGGGAGAUGGAGGAGGAGCUGGUAUCUGCUGGCUCCGAGCCAGGUGACCCUCGGGCCAAACCUCCCGUCAAGCCCAAACCCCGGGCCCUGCCUGCAAAGCCAGCCCUGCCUGCCAAGCCAAGUCUGCUGGUGCCUGUUGGGCCUCGGCCCCCUCGGGGUCCCCUGGCUGAGCUGCCUUCUGCCCGGAAGAUGAACAUGCUGGCAGGCCCCCAGCCCUAUGGUGGCAGCAAGCGUCCCCUUCCCUUUGCACCAAGGCCUAUGACCGAGGCCUCUACUGGAGGAGAAGCCCCUCGAGAGACUGGGAAAGAGGAGGCUGGGAAAGAAGAGAUACCCCCUUUGACACCCCCAGCCCGAUGUGCUGCCCCAGGAGGUGUGCGGAAGGCCCCUGCCCCCUUCCGUCCAGCCUCAGAGCGCUUUGCCGCCACCACGGUGGAAGAAAUCCUGGCCAAGAUGGAGCAGCCUCGGAAGGACGUCCCUGCCAGCCCUGAUCGCCUCUGGGGCUCCCGCCUCACCUUUAACCAUGAUGGCAGCUCGAGAUAUGGCCCCAGGACCUAUGGUGUGGCCACAGGUCCCAGGGAUGAGGACGGUGGGACCCUCUCCAGGGGAUGGUCCCAGGAGGGGCCAGCAAAGUCUCCCAGCGAGUGCCAGGAAGAGCACAGCAAGACCCCUAAGGAGAGGAACACCGCCCCUUUGGACCUGGCCUUCAACGGGGACCUGGCUCUGCCAGCCGGCUCGGACCCACCUGCUGAUAUCGCCAAGCGCUGGGACCCCUCGAGUCCAGGCCCCGCCUCAGAGAAUGGAGGCUCCGCCAGCCCAGGCCUCCCCACUGAAGUCUCAGGCCUAGCCCAUGGGUCUCCCCGACUUCACUCACCUGAUGAGGGGUCUUCCCAACUUCACUCACUUGAUGAGGGGUCUCCCCGACUUCACUCACCUGAUGCGAGCUCUCCCCGCCAUUCUCAGCUUCCAGAAACCCAGAGUCCUACAGUUUCUGGGCCUUCUCCCUGCCUCCCUAUGACCCCAGCAUCUCCAACUGUAGCCCUGCCCGAUGAGGGUCAGAGCUCCUGCUGCCCCCCAAGCUCAGGGCUCCCUGUUGUGGAAGCCCCAGAGGCCCCCACACCUGGCAGCCCAGCCCUUGAGAAGGUCUCGGGGCACCGCAGCCUGGAGCAGCCCCUAGCUACCUCUGCCCAGCCCCUGAUGGAGGGGGGUGAGUUGCUGGACCUUCCUCGGACGUUUCCAUCUGGGGAUGUGGUGGCCAAGGGUGACAUAGACCGUCCCAUCAGCCUGGUUCAGCGCCGAUUUUCUGAAGGUGUGCUCUGGCCACCUAGCCGGGACCAGGAGGAGCUGGGGGGCUCUCUGACUGCCCUGCCCCAAACCCAGGGGAGCCAGUCUGCCCUGGAUCGUCCCUUUGGGAGUGGGACAGAGUCCAACUGGAGCUUGUCACAGUCCUUUGAAUGGACCUUCCCUACUCGGCCUUCGGGUCUGGGGGUGUGGCGGCUGGACUCCCCACCUCCCUCCCCCAUCACUGAAGCCACUGAGGCCGCCGAGGCCGCCGAGGCUAGUGACUGGGCUGCAUCCAGCAGAGAGGAAGGAGUGUCUGAGCAGGGGCGAGGGGCCCAGUCAGCUCCAGAGGGGCCAGGAAGGCCUGGGUCCUGGGUGCAGGCGGAUGACCUGGGCAUCUCCCCAACCCAGAAGGGGGAUGGGGAGAGUCAGCUCCAGUCCCCAAUUCCCCUCAAGCCCUUCUCAACACCAGGGGGCCCACCUGGAGUGGCCUUGCUGCAGGCAGAGGAGAGGUGUGAGGAGCGGGAGCCCCUGGCUGGACAGGAGUCCCUGCUCCCUCUGGCCACCAGGGAGGCCACUCUGCCCGUCCUGGAGCCAGUCCUAGGGCAGCAGGAGUCAGCACCCCCCGACCAGCCCUGUGUCCUCUUUGCUGAUACCCCGGACCCCCAGCAGGCCUUGCCUGCUGAGGAGGAGGCCAUGACCCUGGCCCACGCUGAGGCCACCCAAUCCAGGACGGAAGGUCGAGAGCCCUGUAGUGUGUCGCCUGAACCUGCAGGCCCUGACGGCAGCUCCCGCUGGCUGGAUGAGCUCCUGGCCUCACCACCACCUAGUGCGGGCAGUGCUAGGCGGGGAGCUGGAUCUGAGCUCAAAGACGCGCAGACCCCAGGUGCCUGCUCCGAGGGACUCCUUGGCUGGGCCCAGAAAGACCUGCAGAGUGAAUUUGGGAUUGCAGCAGACCCACCUCCCAGCAGUUUCCGUCCUUCCAGCUGGUCCCAGGACACUUCUCAGAACUAUGGCCUUGGGAGUGCAAGCCCUGGAGGGGACCCAGGCCUUGGAGAGGGAGACUGGACCAGCAAGUGUGGGCAAGCAGCAGGGGAAGGGAGUGCCAGGGAGUGGGCCAGCAGGUGUGGCAUUGGCCAGGAGGACAUCCAGCUCGCCAGCCGGGAUGGGAGUGGAGUGUCUGCCCCAGGGGGCCUUGCCGCCCAGGACUGGAUGAUCGGAAAGCCAGCCCAGCUUGGUGCUCAGCAGAGCCAGGAGGCAGAUGUUCCAGACUGGGAGUUCAGAAAGCGGGAUUCCCAGGGCACUUACUCCAGCCGGGAUGCGGAACUCCAAGACCAGGAAUUUGGGAAGAGAGACUCGCUGGGUACUUACAGCAGUCGGGAUGUAAGCCUUCAGGACUGGGAAUUUGGGAAGAGAGACUCUCUGGGUGCUUAUGCCAGCCAGGACAUAGACGAGCAGCGCCAGAAAUUGGGGAAGAAGGACCACCGUGGCAGGUACAGCAGCCAGGAUGCAGAUGGGCAGGACCCGGAGUUUGGCAAGAGCGUGUCUUCGCUCAGCACCUUCAGCAGCCGGGGUGCAGAGCCGCCGGAUCAGGAUUUUGGGAAGAGCGCCUGGAUGAGGGACUACAGCAACAGCAGCAGUUCCACAGCCGGGGGCCCUGAGGACCGAGGCUUCGGGAUGAGAGCCCUGCGCGCCGGCUUCAGCCCUGAGGAAGCCCAGCAGCAGGACGAGGAGUUUGAGAAGAAGGUCCCGAGUGGCGGAGACGGCCCAGGCGAGACCAGCAGGGAGGCCAGCCAGCCUGAGGAGAGAGAAUCGGGGGGCCUGUUCGGCCCCAGCACCCCCCAGGGCCAGGAUGGGGCACCGGGACAGAGAGACCAGAGCAGCUCGCAUGGCGGCGGUGCCGGCCCGGAGGCAGGGGCCCAGAGCCCGGGCCAUGCCGGCCAGGAAGACAGGGAGGUGGGCCGGCGAGGCUGGGCGGGCGACUUCGGCCACGGUGUCGUCCCCCAGCCGGAGGCCACCUUCAGCCCGGGGCAGCGAGAUUGGAGUGGCGACUUCUGCGCAGAAGCCUCCGAGAGAGGCCAUCAGUUCGGCAUCAUCGGUGACGACCGGGCGGGCAGUGCUGUUCUGAGCCCUUCUGGCCAGAUGGCGGGUGGCCCCUUCGUGCCUCCAGAGAAGACCCCGGCCGGGCCUGUGGACUGGACUGACCAGCUGGGCCUGAGGAACUUGGAGGUGUCCAGCUGUGUGGUGGCUUCUGGGGGCUCGAGGGGCACCAGGGAGGAAGCUAUGGGACACAUGAGCUGGUCAGACAAGCUGGGCCUGAGAGAUGUGGACCUGGCCGGCCGUUUGGAGGCUGGAGGGUCCGAGAAGCCCAGGGGGAUUGGGGUCGGGGAGAAGAAGGACUGGACCUCCAACAUCGGGGGGAGGAGCAGAGAUCUGGCUGGUGUCGGGGAGGUAGGGAGCCCCAGCCAGGCUAGAGAGAGUGGCGUGGGACAGACUGACUGGUCGGGUGUGGAGGCUGGAGAGUUCCUUAAAUCAAGGGAGCGUGGGGUGGGACAGGCAGACUGGACACCAGACCUCGGGUUGAGGAGCAUGGCGGGGGCAGGUUGUAGCCCCAGAGAGCUUGGGGCGGGCCAGGUGGACUGGGGCAGCAGUCUGGGCCUAAGGAAUUUGGAAGUGCCAUGUGACCUAGAGUCUGGAGGUUCUCGGGACCCACGGGGAUGUGGAGUGGGCCAGAUGGACUGGACCCAGGACUUGGGACUCCGGGACAUGGAGCUCUCGGGGGCCCCGAGUGAAGCCAGGGAGCAUGGGGUGGGAGAGGUCAGCCAGUGCCCGGAGCUAGGGCUCAGGGACCACAGCACCUUGUCCCCGGGCCUGGAGGCCAGAGAGCUGGGGCCUGGCGGGACAGGUGGGCCAGAGACCCACAGUGAAGACCACUCCACACCUUCCCUGGAGACCUGCCCUGAAGACCCUGGGAUGGAGACAGGAGAAGCCCCCGGCUUUGGAACCAGUCCUGGCAGGUGCCCGGCCCGCCCCCCGCCCUCUGGCUCCCAGGGCCUGCUGGAGGGGAUGCUGGCCACCAACAACUCCAGGGUAGCGGUCCAUGGGGGAUCCGCAGCCUCGGGCCUCAGGGGCCUGUUGGAGGAGGAAGGAGCCACAGUGGGUACUGACCAGGGGGAGCCCCUGGAGCCUAGCAGGGACCCUCUGCCUUCCUGGAGGCCACAGCCAGAUGGUGAAGCCAGCCAGACAGAAGAGGUGGACGGCACCUGGAGCCCUGCAGGGGUUGGGCAGGGCGAGGAGGGCCCGACACGGCCCCCUCGGCGGCCCUCCCAAGGCCCUCCUCCCCGCUCUCCCAGUCAGGACUUCUCCUUCAUUGAGGACACCGAGAUCCUUGACAGUGCCAUGUAUCGGAACCGUGCCAACCUGGGGCGCAAGCGAGGGCACCGGGCCCCGGCCAUUCGGCCUGGGGGCACCCUGGGCCUAUCAGAGGCAGCGGACUCGGACGCACGCCUGUUCCAGGACUCUACGGAACCACGAGCUUCUCGGGUGCCGUCUUCAGACGACGAGGUGGUGGAGGAGCCUCAGAACCGCCGGACACGGAUGUCCUUGGGCACCAAGGGGCUGAAAGUCAACCUCUUUCCUGGCCUGAGUCCAUCAGCCCUGAAGGCCAAGCUGCGCCCCCGGAACCGCUCAGCUGAGGAGGGGGAGCCUGCGGAGAGCAAGCUGAGCCAGAAGGAGUCCGCCGUGCAGCGUUCCAAAUCCUGCAAGGUCCCGGGGCUGGGGAAGCCCCUUGCAUUACCUCCCAAGCCAGAGAAAUCCUCAGGGUCAGAAGGAUCAUCGCCCAACUGGCUACAAGCCCUGAAGCUGAAGAAGAAGAAGGUCUGAGAAGUCCUCGAGGUCCUUCCCAUCGGGCAGUCUCAGGCAGUGCCCAUUCCUGUGGGGUCCCCGGCGGGGAGAUGGCUGGAGCCCCACCAGGUCCCAGGCUGCAGCCUCUGUCCCCCUCCACGUGAGGAGCGUCUGGGGAGGCACAUUUAUGCACUUUGUAUCCCCCCCUCCUUCCCUCCUGACCAGAUUCAGGCAUUAGUGGUUGAAGGUUUUGGUCCCUCCUCCCUCGCUCUCUUUACACCUCCCUCUCUGCUUCCUCCUCCAGCCUCCCUUGGGUUUUCUUUUGAUACCAGUUUAUAGCAUUUUUAUAAAAGCCUUUGAUUUUUGUAAUGGGCGGAGCCCUGCCCCAGCCCCAGCCCAGGCCUCCCUCCAUCCUGCCAGGUGCCCCACAGAGACCAAGAACAUUUUGCCACUUGCAACAAUAAAGUUUUUUGGGAAUUGG
Messenger RNA from Mirounga angustirostris (Northern elephant seal), 5828 nucleotides. RefSeq names its product tankyrase 1 binding protein 1 (gene CNOT12). Gene Ontology annotation, biological process: double-strand break repair; cellular response to ionizing radiation. The transcript is spliced from 12 exons. Gene Ontology annotation, cellular component: heterochromatin; nucleus. The coding region runs from base 176 to 5386 and encodes 1736 amino acids. The record is from RefSeq and is a predicted model, not a curated record. Lineage: Eukaryota; Metazoa; Chordata; Mammalia; Carnivora; Phocidae.